AUGCUUCAGGACCGACUGAACGAUGCUGCAAUCGCCCUCCAUCGAGUAUUGAACGCGGCGAAUAUCCGAUUCGGCAUAUUUGGUGGCUAUGCCAUCGCUGCGCUAGGUGGCGCCCGGGAGAGUAAAGACAUUGACUGUAUCGCUUCCGUCUCCAACGAACACAUUGUUACUCUCCUAGAUGGGAAAGACGGGUUUGCUGCCAUCCCCCAGAGCCGACAAGAUUAUGUGGCAUUCCUAUGGUCUGAUAAGCCCGACCGAAGAAAUGCGGUCCUUGUAGAGAUUUUCUGCGAGCAGUUUACAGACGCCCAGUAUACCAUGAGGGGUAUACAAGCCACUGUUCGUAUGGUAAACGGGCAAAGAUUCGGCACUGGUCCUGUCAGCUUUCUUGAUCCCUUUUACUUGUUUAAAGGGAAACUUCGUGCCGCGGCAACUCGGUCAAAAUUUCAUGAUUCUGCCGAUCUUCGAUGGUUAGCUGAUCGAUAUGGGAAUGCCGUUCAGGCACGAAAGGAUGAGCUGAGUCUCCAAUACAUAGGCCUUGCAGUGAAGCGAUAUCCUGAGCUUGAACUUCUGUUUCGGCGAUUCGGGGUCAAUCUUGUGAAAGCAAAGGAUACUGUACAGGAUCUUGAUCCCUCUAGACUUCCACCGCCUGCUCCUGGGGAUGUUCAGCUAGGAUUGUUGGGAUAG
This is a messenger RNA of Aspergillus viridinutans, 684 nucleotides long. RefSeq lists its product as uncharacterized. NCBI's taxonomy places the organism in Eukaryota, Fungi, Ascomycota, Eurotiomycetes, Eurotiales, Aspergillaceae. The coding region runs from base 1 to 684 and encodes 227 amino acids. The transcript is spliced from 2 exons. The record is from RefSeq and is a predicted model, not a curated record.